This is a messenger RNA of Papilio xuthus (Asian swallowtail), 1369 nucleotides long. RefSeq lists its product as uncharacterized. The transcript is spliced from 9 exons. Gene Ontology annotation, molecular function: oxidoreductase activity. The record is from RefSeq and is a predicted model, not a curated record. NCBI's taxonomy places the organism in Eukaryota, Metazoa, Arthropoda, Insecta, Lepidoptera, Papilionidae. Bases 46 to 1131 code for a protein of 361 amino acids.
UUAGUCAAGUAUUUAUUACUUUCAACAGGAAAGUUUAGGGAGGCCAUGGCGAAAGUAUGCGUGGAUGAAGUGAUACGUUUCACGUCGGAUUGCUUCAAAGCGCUCGGUGUGAAUGCGAAAGCCGCCUGCCAGCAAGCAGACAUGCUGUACCAGGCGGAUCGCAUCGGGUACUACAGUCAUGGCUUAAAUAGAUUGGAGUUCUAUGUAAAUGAUGUUAAAACUGGCGCAUGUCAACCAAAUAAUGAGAUCAAAGUGGAGAAAGAAACGACGUCGACGGCGUGGGUGAACGCUAACAACGUUUUUGGCUCCACUGCCGCGCAUUUCUGCAUGGGCUUGGCCAUUGAGAAGGCGAAGAAGAGCGGCGUUGGAUGGGUUGCUGCAAAAGGGUCCAACCAUUUCGGUAUUGGUGGAUACUGGGCAAUGUUAGCUGCUAAGCAGGGCUUUGUGGCAUUUGCAUUCAGCAAUAGUUCGCCGCUUCUCGCGCCCACAAGAAGCAAAAAGCCAGCGCUGGGAACGAAUCCAAUAGCUUUUGUUGCUCCUGGCUGUAAUGACGAUUACUUCUACUUGGACUUUGCGACAACAGCCGUUUCUAUAGGAAAGGUGGCGCUGUAUGCACGUAAAGGAUUGAGGUUGCCAGAUGGUUGGGCCCUAGGUCCUGACGGAAAAGUUACGAACGACGCGCAAGCUGCAAUGAAAACGAGAAGUCUUAUGCCUUUAGGUGGUUCAGAGCAAUCAUCGGGUUACAAAGGCUACGGAAUUUCAGCUAUGGUGGAAGUGUUAUGUGGAAUCACUGCAGGAUCAAAAUAUGGUCAUCACAUACGAACGUGGAAGAUAACGAAUACCAGUAGUGAGGCGGCAAAUCUCGGCCAAACAUUUAUCGUAAUGGACCCCAACCAUUUUGCGCCCGGCUUCAAGGAACGCGUUUCUGAGUCAUUAACGUACUGGAGAAAAAUGGAACCGGUGAAUCCAAAGUUACCAGUAAUUGCGCCUGGUGAUAUGGAGAGGUUAGUUGGUGAAAAAACUGAUCGUGAAGGAACCAUAACGUACGUAAAACGAAUUAUUGAAAUCACUAAAAAACUCGCUAAAGAACUAAACGUCAAACCUUUAAAAGAAUUGCCAAUAAAGAAAUGAAACAAAACAUAAGGAAUGUGAAUAAUGCUUAUUGUAUGUACAUACUAUAUACGAAGAACGAUAGAAUGCAUUUAAGGGCAGUUUUAUUUGGGUUCAUUUGUUAUUGAUAUUAAAAUUGUAAAAAAAUUAAUUUAAAAGCAAAAAUGAGCACAGAGUAUCGAGAAUAUUAUAAACAACAAUAACAAUAGGUAUACCUAUUCUGUGAUUAUUCUUCCAAAGAGCUCGUUAAUUGACUUUU